Oncorhynchus gorbuscha (pink salmon) is the source of this 1056-nucleotide messenger RNA. RefSeq lists its product as uncharacterized. The record is from RefSeq and is a predicted model, not a curated record. Bases 1 to 1056 code for a protein of 351 amino acids. The transcript is spliced from 4 exons. NCBI's taxonomy places the organism in Eukaryota, Metazoa, Chordata, Actinopteri, Salmoniformes, Salmonidae.
AUGGUAAAGAGGACUCCUGGACAUGGGAGGAGAUCCUGGACGGAAAGGGACCCUGGACGCAGGCCGGGGAGUGUCGCCAUCCGAGGGAGGAGUUGGAGGCAGCUAAGGCGGAGCGGCUGCGAUAUGGGGAGACAAGUCAGCGAAGCAGGCACGAGAGGCAGCCCCCCCCCAAAAAACUUGGGGGGGACACAUGGGGAGAUUGGCGGAGUCGGAGAAUCAAUUGAUGCCAUCCUUUCAAACACAGAGAAUACAGAGGCAUUCCUGAAACGCAGGAAAGUUCAACGUGACUUCAUAUUCAAAUACCUGACGGAGGACGAGGGGGUUGUGAUACCCAAAAACAUCAACAAAGACCAGCUAGUGAAGAAGGCCCUUGACGUCUGGACUAUUGAGAAGGUGAGUCCACAAGCGUAUGAAGAUGUCUCCUUCAGUGCUUUAACAAGAGCAGCAGGUUCUCAGAUAGGAAUGAGGUUUCCAACAGCACAUGUCCCCCCUCAACCUGUCUACUCUAAGCCGCACGACACAUCCCAGGCGACAUACAGUGCUGGCUUUGACCACCUGGCCUUGGCCAGACAGUUUUGUCAGUGGUUCUUCCAGCUUCUCAACAGUCUGAACCCCCCACUGCGUCAGCCUCCUCAGGAGUGGGGACCACAACACUUCUGGGAGGAUGUGAGGCUACGUCUUCUCUCUAGCGCCGGAGAGCAGUAUACAGAAGAGUACGAAGGAGCAGCAAUGACCAGCCUGCGUCUCCUGGCCCUGGCGAGGGACGAGAGGCUGCUAUUGAGCCCCAACCUGGAGCCUGGUGGUCUGAAGGCCCUGUCCUCCCCCCACGGCCUGGUGCUGGUGGCUGUGGCAGGGACCAUCCACAGAGACAGAGAAUGUGUCGGCAUUUAUGAGCAGGCGUUUGGCCUCAUACGCUCCCCACUGGACCAGAACAAAUGGAAGAUCAAGUUCAUGGUCUUGAAGGUGAGGGGCCAGGAGGCUCUCAGGGUGGGAGAGAACCUGCUGUCUCCAAUAUUAACAUGGGAUUCCAACGACCUGCAGCUCCUCUGUAGAUGA